AUGACAAAACCCGCGGCGGAUCAUGAGAUCCAUACCGAGGUGAAGGCAGCCGAGCCCUAUCUCCACGACCCAGUCGCGGCAGCGCAGGACCCCAGCCACGCAGAGCCGCGGGACGUUGAAGGUGCCGAGAAGGAAUAUCUCGAGAUCGCCACCCAUGGAAGAACCGUGAGCCGCCGUGGAUCGGGCGACGGACGCAACCAGGGACACGAUGAGAAGAGGCUGGCAGUUGACCGAACAAAAAGCCAUGCUACGGAUGCCAGUGCCUUCUCGAGGACAGACUCCCAUGUCGACGCGCCGCCGCAGAAGAAGGAAGAGCCAUGGCACAAGAGACUAAAUCCCCUGAAAUGGGGAAAGGUGCCACCGAUUCCAGAAAAGCGCGAGGUGUCGAGGGAAUACAGUGCGUCGUUCCUCAGUCUCGUAUAUUUUCAAUGGGUGGCACCCAUCAUGUCUACCGGAUACAAGAGACCGUUGGAGCACAACGAUAUCUGGACGGUCAACCCGAAUCGAUCGGCAGAAGCCAUGACCGUGAAGCUGCAGGCCUCUUUCCGGAUGAGGGUGGCGAGGGGCGACAAACACCCUCUGCUAUGGGCCCUGUACGAGACUUUCCAAGUCGAGUUUUGCUUCGGAGGCAUGUGUCAGUUCAUAUCGAACAUCCUCCAAGUCGUAUCCCCAUUUACACUGCGCUAUCUCAUCCAAUUUGCCACCGACGCAUAUGCUGCGCAGCAAAGGGACGAGCCUGCGCCACACAUUGGGAAAGGUCUGGGCUUGGUCUUUGGAAUCACGGCCAUGCAGAUGAUCCAGAGCUUGGGCACGAAUCAUUUCAUCUACAGGGGUAUGAUGGUUGGUGGCCAGGCGAGAGGGGUGCUCAUCUCGGUGAUUUUCGAAAAGGCCAUGAGUAUAUCCGGACGAGCAAAAGCUGGAGGCCAAGAAGCGAAGCCCGGCCCAGAAGUCGGCAGGGAGCAAACUGACCCGACCCAGGAGACCGUGGCACCGAAGGCCAGCGACCACGUGCAGAAGACAGGACCGCAAACCGCGGCCGAGAUGGCUCCAGGAGUUGCCGGUGACGGGACGGGGUGGGCCAACGGGCGAGUUGUAAAUCUGAUGUCUGUCGAUACAUAUCGUAUUGACCAAGCAUCAGGCCUGUUCCAUAUGAUCUGGACGGCCCCCAUUGCAUGUAUCAUCACCUUAGUGCUGCUCAUCGUCAACUUGACUUACAGUGCUCUGGCCGGAUUCUCGUUACUAGUCAUUGGCAUGCCACUUUUGACAAGAGCUGUCCAAAGUCUGUUCGCCCGACGAAAGCUUAUCAACAAGGUUACGGAUCAGAGAGUGAGUCUCACUCAAGAAAUCCUACAAUCCGUUCGAUUCGUGAAGUUCUUCGGCUGGGAAAGUGCCUUUUUAGGACGACUCCAGGACAUCCGAAACCGAGAGGUGCGCAUGAUCCAGGCGCUGCUUGCCGUCAGGAACGCCCUCAAUGCGGUGUCCAUGUCACUACCCGUCUUUGCAUCGAUGCUCGCAUUCAUCACUUACUCUCUCACGAACCACGGUCUGGCACCGGCCUACAUCUUCUCAUCUCUCGCUCUGUUCAACUCACUUCGCAUGCCCUUGAACAUCUUACCACUCGUGAUUGGGCAGGUCACCGAUGCUUGGUCUUCCAUCAUCCGUAUUCAAGAGUAUCUUCUCAGUGAAGACCAGGAUGACGAGGCAGGAUUCGACUUGGGAUCCGCCAAUGCGGUCGAGAUGAGGGCCGCUGACUUUACAUGGGAGCGCACGGCAACACAAGAUCCGGACCAUGCAGUCCCGGCGGGCAAGAGCAGAGCGGCCAUGAAAGAGGAAAAGAGGGCGCAGAAGGCGGCAGACAAGGCCGAGAAAGUAGCCGCCAAGCUCGCCGCAUCGAGUCUUGACGAGAUGCCCGGCGUGACAAUGCCUGACGAUACGAGUACGCUUAUCGAAGAUCGCGAGCCAUUCAAGCUGCAUAACAUGAACUUCACCAUUGGCCGUAACGAAUUGGUUGCCGUCAUUGGCGGCGUGGGCAGUGGAAAGAGUUCGCUGCUGGCUGCUCUGGCAGGUGACAUGAGGCAGAGCAACCGGGGCAAAGGCGAAAUGGUCAUUGGUGCUAGCCGAGCAUUCUGCCCUCAGUACGCAUGGAUCCAGAAUGCGACUGUCCGAGAGAACAUACUGUUUGGCAAAGAGAUGGAUAGGGAUUGGUAUGGAAGGGUCAUUGAAGCUUGCGCGUUGGAGCCGGAUCUGGACAUGCUUCCUCAAGGUGACCGAACGGAGAUCGGCGAGCGGGGUAUUACCGUCUCUGGGGGGCAGAAACAGCGCCUGAAUAUCGCGCGAGCGAUCUACUUCGAUGCCGACUUGAUCCUCAUGGACGAUCCGCUAUCAGCCGUCGAUGCCCACGUCGGUCGUCACAUCUUUGACCAUGCGAUCAUGGGGCUUUUGAAAGACAAGGCGAGAAUUCUGGCAACGCAUCAGCUCUGGGUUCUCAACCGUUGCGACAGGAUUAUCUGGAUGGAAGACGGCACGAUACAGGCUGUCGAUACUUUCAGCAACCUCAUGAGAGACCAUGCUGGGUUCCGAACUCUGAUGGAAACCACGGCGGUUGAAGCAGAGCCGGAAAUGGAGGAUAAUGUUAACGAAGACGAGAUUGAGGGCGAGAAGAAGACGCAGAAAAAGAAGCGGAAGGGCGCCACUCUGAUGCAAGCUGAGGAGAGAGCUGUCGAGAGUGUUCCGUGGUCCGUUUACAUCGAUUACAUUCGUGCUGGUAACUGGAUAUAUGCCCCUUUGGUAUUCAUCUUUUUACUGGCUUCGCAAGGAGCGAAUAUUGCCACCAGUCUCUGGCUUUCCUGGUGGACGAGUGACAAAUUCGGCUACUCGAAAGGAGUCUACAUUGGGGCUUACGCUGCGCUUGGUUUCUCACAAGCCCUGAUGAUGUUUUUGUUCUCCAUCUUCCUCACAUUCCUGAGCACCAACGCCAGUAAGACGAUGCUGAACAGAGCCAUCACUCGCGCACUCCGAGCACCAAUGUCAUUCUUCGACACAACGCCGCUUGGACGGAUCACGAAUCGUUUCUCUCGAGAUGUCGAUGUCAUGGAUAACAACUUGUCUGACGCUAUGAGAAUGUAUCUCCUGACCAUGGCGAUGAUUCUGUCCGUGUUCGGACUAAUCAUUGCCUACUUCCACCACUUCGCUAUCGCUCUUGGACCACUAUUUAUCCUGUUCAUCUUCUCCGCUGGCUACUAUCGAUCAUCGGCUCGGGAGAUGAAACGAUUCGAGUCGGUAUUCAGGUCCAACGUCUUCGCCAAAUUUAGCGAAGGUCUCUCUGGUACCGCUUGCAUCCGGGCAUACGGGCUGAAAGACCGGUUCAUCGUCGAUCUCCGAAAGGCUAUCGACGAGAUGAAUAGUGCCUACUACCUCACCUUCGCGAACCAGCGCUGGCUCUCUACGAGAUUGGAUGUCAUUGGCAACUUGCUGGUCUUUGUCACCGGGCUCUUGGUGGUCACAUCCCGCUUCAACGUCUCGCCGUCCAUCGCUGGUCUGGUUCUCAGUUACAUCUUGUCGAUUGUGCAGAUGAUUCAGUUUACGGUCAGGCAGUUGGCAGAGGUGGAGAACGGCAUGAAUGCAACAGAGCGGCUCCAUUACUACGGCACCCGGCUUGAAGAAGAAGCUCCCCCACACACAGUUGAGGUGCGAAAGUCCUGGCCCGAAGCAGGCGAGAUCAUAUUCAGCAACGUGCAAAUGCGCUACCGUGAGAACCUGCCUCUCGUGCUCCGAGGCCUCACCAUGCACGUCCGAGGCGGCGAGAGAAUCGGAGUCGUCGGCCGCACCGGCGCAGGUAAAUCCAGCAUCAUGUCUACCCUCUUCCGUCUCGUCGAACUGUCCGGGGGCUCCAUCACCAUCGAUGGCUUGGACAUUGGCACGAUCGGUCUGCAGGACCUGCGAUCUCGACUGGCUAUCAUCCCGCAAGACCCGACGCUCUUCAAAGGCACGAUCCGAAGCAAUCUCGACCCGUUUAACGAGCACACCGACCUCGAACUGUGGUCUGCACUGCGCCAAUCGGAUCUCAUCUCCGAGCAAGCCAGUUUGGACGAUAGAUCGCCCGGCCGCAUCCACCUCGACGGUAUCGUCGAAGACGAGGGUCUCAACUUCUCGCUGGGCCAGCGCCAGCUCAUGGCUCUUGCCCGCGCCCUCGUCCGCGGCUCCCAGAUCAUUGUUUGCGAUGAAGCCACUAGUAGCGUCGAUCAAGAAACAGACGAGAAGAUCCAGCGAACCAUCGCUACGGGAUUCCGAGGCAAGACGCUGCUGUGCAUCGCGCACCGACUGAAGACGAUCAUCAACUAUGACCGCAUCUGCGUGAUGGAUCAGGGGAGGAUCGCGGAGCUGGAUAGUCCAUAUGCAUUAUAUGCGCAAGGGGGCAUCUUCAGGGGCAUGUGUGACAGGAGUGGGAUCCGCAAGGAGGAUUUCACAGGCUGGAAGCCGGAAUGA
Molecule: messenger RNA, 4485 nt
Organism: Drepanopeziza brunnea f. sp. 'multigermtubi' MB_m1
Lineage: Eukaryota; Fungi; Ascomycota; Leotiomycetes; Helotiales; Drepanopezizaceae
Biological process (GO): transmembrane transport
Cellular component (GO): membrane
Molecular function (GO): ATP binding; ABC-type transporter activity; ATP hydrolysis activity
Source: RefSeq, a predicted model, not a curated record